Messenger RNA from Camelus dromedarius (Arabian camel), 1481 nucleotides. RefSeq names its product prostaglandin reductase 3 (gene PTGR3). NCBI's taxonomy places the organism in Eukaryota, Metazoa, Chordata, Mammalia, Artiodactyla, Camelidae. Gene Ontology annotation, cellular component: mitochondrion. Bases 115 to 1248 code for a protein of 377 amino acids. The transcript is spliced from 2 exons. The record is from RefSeq and is a predicted model, not a curated record.
ACCCGCCCGCUCUGCCCGCCCGCCCGCCUGCGCCGAGCCGAGCCGAGCCGAGCGGCCCGGGCUGGGCAGGACCCCGGCCAGCGGCGGCGCAAAAAGCAGGCGGAGGCGCGGGCCAUGCGGCGGCUGGCGCACGCUGGGGCCCGAGCUAUCGUGGACAUGUCGUACGCUCGCCACUUCCUGGACUUCCAGGGCUCGGCCAUCCCCCGCGCCAUGCAGAAGCUGGUGGUGACCCGGCUGAGCCCCAACUUCCGCGAGGCCGUCACCCUGCGCCGGGACUGCCCGGUGCCACUCCCCGGGGACAGAGACCUCCUCGUCCGGAACCGAUUUGUUGGUGUGAACGCAUCUGACAUCAACUAUUCAGCGGGCAGAUAUGACCCUUCCGUCAAGCCCCCCUUUGACGCGGGUUUCGAAGGUAUAGGAGAGGUGGUGGCCUUGGGCCUCUCCGCCAGCGCCACACACACAGUUGGCCAAACCGUGGCCUACAUGGCCCCUGGCUCUUUUGCUGACUACACAGUGGUGCCAGCCAGUGUUGCCACUGCAGUGCCGUCAGCAAAACCCGAGUAUCUCACCCUCCUGGUGAGUGGUACCACCGCCUACAUCAGCCUGAAGGAGCUCGGAGAACUGUCGGAAGGAGGUAGAGUCCUGGUGACCGCAGCCGCGGGGGGGACCGGCCAGUUCGCUGUCCAGCUUGCGAAGAAGGCCAAGUGCCACGUCAUCGGAACCUGCUCUUCUGAUGAAAAGGCCGCGUUUCUGAAAUCUGUUGGCUGUGAUCGGCCCAUCAACUAUCACGCCGAGCACGUCGGGGCCGUCCUGAGGCAGGAGUACCCCGAAGGUGUCGACGUGGUGUACGAGUCCGUCGGGGGCGCCAUGUUUGACUUGGCUGUAGAUGCCUUGGCUACCAAAGGGCGCCUGAUAGUCAUUGGGUUUGUGUCUGGCUACCAGACUCCGACUGGCCUUUCACCUGUGAAAGCAGGAGCAUUACCAGCCAAACUGCUCAAGAAAUCCGCCAGCGCCCGGGGCUUCUUAUUGAACCAUUAUCUUUCUGAGUAUCGAGCCGCCAUGGAUCACUUGCUUAAGAUGUACACGAGCGGGGAGCUGGUUUGUGAGGUGGACCUUGGAGACCUGUCUGCAGAGGGCAGGUUCACCGGCCUGGAGUCUGUAUUCCGGGCCGUCGAUUAUAUGUACAUGAGAAAAAACACAGGGAAAAUUGUAGUUGAGCUACCUCACGCUGUCAACAGUAAGCUGUAAAACAAUGGCGUAAAUAAAAGGAGAAAGAAAAAGGACACUUUAUGCCUCAGAAUUACUCAGAUCAAUUUAUUUUUACUUGGUAAUACGGAGAUAAUAUGCCUUAAAACAAAAUCAAGUUUUAAUGAAAUUUUUCUCUUUCUCUUUUCUUUACUUUUUUUUUUUUUGGCCCCUCCCUUGCGGGGGAAAAAAAAAACUGUGCUAAUAAAACUUCCCUCAGUGGCUCAGAGGUAAAA